AAGCAAAACAUUUAAAAUCAUGUCUCCCAAUUUAACUCUUUAUACCUUCAAGCUAUCUCUCUGGGCUGCUGCUCCUCGCGUAGCUAUUCAUGAACUCAAUAUUCCCAAUGUGAAGCAAAUUGAAGUAGACCUCUCAAAAGCCGAAAACUUUGCUCCUAGCUACUUGAAGAUAAAUCCUAAACACACUGUUCCUACAUUAGAAGUUGAAGAAGAGAGUGGCGAGAAAAAAUAUUAUGAUGAUACAACAUCUAUCAUCAAAUAUCUUGACUCCUUAACUGGAAAUACUUUAUCUAUUUCUCAAAAGAAGACUGAAAUCGACGCAUUCUUGAAGGAGAUGCACGAAAAGGCAGAUGUAGGUAACCCAUUGUUUUUCACUUCUGGAAGCAAAGAAGAGCUUGGUGCCAAGAAGGACAUCAUCGUCUCCUUUCUUCAAGGUCGUAUUGACGCUUGGGAAUCUUACAAAAAAGAAGCACCUGAACACACUGAUCUUUACGAUAAGCAAAUCAAUGAAACCAAGGGACUAUUAUCAUACUAUACUGGCGGCAACCCCGAGAACAUGUUUGCAUUAAACAAGCAACUUUGGCAAUCAGCAACAGAGUUUCUUAACAAAGCAGAAUCUCUUUUAAAAUCCAAUGGUGAUUAUCUUUUUGGACAGUACUCCAUUGCUGACGUUCACUUCACACCUUAUCUCUUCCGUUCAAAUCUUGUACGAAAGCCUGAGCAAGUAUUUGAAAAUCGUCCUUCUCUCAAGGCUUAUUAUGAACGCAUCAAGGCUCGUCCUAGCUUCUCCAAGACUUUUGAGUAGAAAUUUUGUACUAUUAGUAUCACUUUUGUAAAUAAACAUGAAUAGAAUAUUACAAAGGAAGAAUUGAUCCUUUGACCCAUUAUACGAUUAGGAAUGAUUUAUUUGAUAAUAGUUUUUAAUGAUCGAUGAGCACAUAGCAUCCUCAUGCUGUACUGCCCGGGUCAGA
Molecule: messenger RNA, 971 nt
Organism: Rhizopus microsporus ATCC 52813
Lineage: Eukaryota; Fungi; Mucoromycota; Mucoromycetes; Mucorales; Rhizopodaceae
Exons: 1
Coding region: 20-805 (261 amino acids)
Molecular function (GO): glutathione transferase activity
Source: RefSeq, a predicted model, not a curated record